CUUAACCAACUGAGCCAUCCAGGCUCCCCAGGAAUAUUAACUUCUUAAUCAGCUGCAGAUUUUGAGCCAUUUCCUGAAAAACUGCUUCUGUCUUUAUCAUACUGGGCCAUUUGAAAAAAAAAAAAAAAACAACCAACUUGAAAACCUUCAAAUUUCCUGCUUGUGGUUGAGACAUUGGGUUGCUCCCUCACUGACGUGUCUCUUCAUACUUCUGUAAUUUUACUUUCUCACCUGAAUGCGGAUGAUAUUAGAUGGAGAUAAUGGACAAUGGUAUUUAUUUUACAUUUCCAUUGUCUACUGAACCUCAAACCCAGAAUAAUCGCAGACCACAGCAAAAAGUUUCUUCUUCCAGGUUCCCUCUCUCACACCGGGUGGCAAUAGUUUUGGGGCUUCUGAACAUCAUUUUUGUGUGUCUCCUGCUUGUCCAAUGGAUUCAGGGUUCCAGUCGUACCAGCUGUGCCAAUUGUUGCAGUUGUCCAGACCUCUUUAUGAAGAGUGGUAACUACUGUUACUACUUCUCACUGGAGAAAAAGGACUGGAACUCUAGCCUGGAAUUCUGCCUGGAUAAAGAGUCACAUCUCCUUGAGUUCACAGACCAACGGGAAAUGCGCCUGCUUCGACGGUUCCUCAAAAAUGAUUUUUACUGGAUUGGUCUGAGGAACAAAUCUGGCUGGAGGUGGGAAGAUGGGUCACCCCUAAAAAUCUCAAGCAUUGUUUCAAACAGCUUGAUCCAGAAGUGUGGAGCCAUCAACCAACACCAUCUCCAAGCCGCCAGCUGUGAAGCUCUUUUACCGUGGAUCUGUAAGAAGAGACCUCAGUCCAUGGAACAGGGACCCCAGCAAAGCGGUUUUCAUUGUUGUUCGUGAUCUUCAGGCAUUUCCAUGAUCUGUGAUAGUGGAAAGAAGAGAGAAUCAAGAUGGACUCGGGCCUCCUGAGUAGUGACUCUUCCAUCCCUCAGAUCUGGGUAGCAUACUGUCUAAGGAGGCCUGAUUGGUAUAGUGGGAAGUGAGAUUUAUUACUUAUAUGUAUCCAACAAAUAAUCCUAUGAACUAUGUGAAGUUUGACUAUCGGUGGCCCUUUCCCAAUAAAUGCAUUUUUCUAUAA
Molecule: messenger RNA, 1104 nt
Organism: Neogale vison (American mink)
Lineage: Eukaryota; Metazoa; Chordata; Mammalia; Carnivora; Mustelidae
Gene: KLRG1
Product: killer cell lectin like receptor G1
Exons: 6
Coding region: 252-866 (204 amino acids)
Source: RefSeq, a predicted model, not a curated record